AUGUACAAGCAGGCCACUCUCGGAGAUGUCGACUUCAUCACGGGUGACUACCUCGCCGAGGUCAACAUUGCUCAAAACGCGGAAGCAUUUGCUUCAGGCUCUCAUCCAGGGUACGAAAUGUCUGCACUUGAAGGUCUGGAAAAGACCCUCGAUGUAAUCAACGACAAGCGUAUCAAGGUCGCUAUAAAUGGCGGUGCGCUCAAUCCCAAGGGACUAGCUGAGAAAAUCGCCAUGAUGGUCCAGGAGAAGCGGUACUCACUAUCAGUUGCCUAUAUAACCGGCGAUGAUUUACGCCAUCAAGUCGGCCAAAAUAUGCCCCCGACGCUAGACUCUGCGCUUCUCCCACACCUGGAUGAAUCAUCGGCCAAUUCCAACCAAGAACAAAGCCGUUCGUACAUUCAAGACGCUCAGGACCUGGCCACGGGGGCCCAGAUCGUCUCGGCAAAUGCGUAUCUCGGUGCUCGGGGCAUCCUGACCGCUUUCCAACACGGGGCUGACAUUGUCAUCGCAGGACGUGUGUCCGAUGCGUCACCCGUCAUUGCAGCGGCCUGGUAUUGGUGGUCUUGGAGCGCGGCUGACUAUGACAGGUUAGCCGGCGCCUUGAUUGCAGGCCACUUGAUUGAGUGCUCUGCAUACGUCACCGGGGGCAACUUUGCUGGAUUCACGGAACCUCAGUACGGUGGACUGGAUCGUUUCGUCGACCCUGGAUUUCCGAUUGCCGAGGUUCAUGAUGAUGGAUCUUGUGUAAUCACCAAACAUCCCGGUACUGGAGGUGUUAUAAACAAAGACACCGUCAAGUGCCAGCUACUCUAUGAGCUACAAGGUAAUGUCUACAUGCACAGCGACACCAAAGCAGUAUUGGAUGGUGUAGAUAUAAAAUCCAUUGGCGAAAAUAGAGUCCUUGUUACGGGUAUCAGAGGGCUUCCUCCUCCGCCAACAACAAAGCUAGCUAUUUUUUAUAAAGGCGGCUACGAGUGCCAGCUGCUGUUCAAUGCUACAGGGUACGGCUGGGAGGAGAAAUGUGCUCUGUUGGAACAGCAAGUCCGCCGUAAUCUUGGUGUCAAAGUGAAAGAUCUUGAUCUCCUCCAGUUUCAACGAAUUGGCACCCCCGCUACAAAUCCAACCAGCCAGAAUAGCAGCACCAUGUACAUCAGGGUAGUAGCCCAAGGCAAAGACGCAAAGGGGGUUUUGGAAGUCGCGAAUGCUUUCAAAGACAUCUCUCUCAAACACUUUUCCGGAUUUCACUGUGCCCUAGACAUGAGAACUGCCGUCCCAAGACCGUACAUUGCAUACUAUCCCGCCCUGUGCCAGCAGGCUCAUCUCAAGGAGACAGCACAUCUAAUUGGAAUUGACGAAUCCGGUCAGACAAUUUCGAAAUCCUCCUAUCCUGCAGGUAGUGCACCUGCCUUCUCGUCCGAGGCGUCAACUCCUCGAGAUAGUUACGACACGAGCAACCCUGUGGCCUUUACGGGGGCACACAAAUCUAUCCGCCUUGGAGACAUUGCUCUUGCACGGUCCGGAGACAAGGGGCCAAAUCUGAAUGUCGGUGUAUUUGUCCGAACAGAGAAGCAAUGGGAGUGGCUGCGGUCAUGGUUAUCUCGUGAGCGAAUGUGGCAGCUGUUGGGUGAAGACGCCGACCCGAGCUACACCGUAGAACGGGUUGAAUUCCCCCGCAUUCACGCGGUUCAUUUCGUCAUAUACGGCAUUUUGGAACGGGGCGUGAGUAGCUCGACGAGACUGGAUGCAUUUGGCAAAGGAUUUGCUGACUACUUGCGAGACAAAAUUGUCGACGUGCCACUUGCAGUCUUGCAGUAG
Messenger RNA from Metarhizium brunneum ARSEF 3297, 1815 nucleotides. RefSeq lists its product as uncharacterized. The record is from RefSeq and is a predicted model, not a curated record. Lineage: Eukaryota; Fungi; Ascomycota; Sordariomycetes; Hypocreales; Clavicipitaceae.